This is a messenger RNA of Xyrauchen texanus (razorback sucker), 7556 nucleotides long. RefSeq names its product synaptojanin-1-like. Lineage: Eukaryota; Metazoa; Chordata; Actinopteri; Cypriniformes; Catostomidae. Gene Ontology annotation, biological process: phosphatidylinositol dephosphorylation; synaptic vesicle endocytosis. The record is from RefSeq and is a predicted model, not a curated record. Gene Ontology annotation, molecular function: phosphatidylinositol-4,5-bisphosphate 5-phosphatase activity; nucleic acid binding.
CUGUCGUUGAACUACCUGCCCCGCAAAUCAUUUUGUUAGUCAUAAAGGCUUUUCAACCGGGGGAAGACAGACACAGCUCUGACAGUAUUGAAACAGGUUGUGUCGAGCCAUGGCUUUCAGCAAAGGUUAUCGUAUUUAUCAUAAACUGGAUCCACCUCCAUACAGUGUGAUUGUGGAGACGAGAAAUAGAGACGAAUGCCUGAUGUUCGAGUCUGGAGCUGUUGCCGUACUGUCGGCAGCAGAGAAGGAGACCAUCAAAACAGCAUACACCAAGAUGCUGGAUGCUUAUGGUAUCCUGGGAGUUCUUCGUCUUAACCUUGGGGAUUCAAUGCUACACAGCCUUGUGGUUGCAUCAGGAUGCAGUUCAGUUGGCAAAGUCCAGGAUUCCGAAGUCUUUCGGGUAACUGGUACAGACUUUGUGUCUCUGAACAAUGACCCCUCGGAUGAGGACCGGAUCGCUGAUGUGAGGAAAGUCUUAAACUCUGGGAACUUCUAUUUUGCCUGGUCCUCCACUGGAGUGAGUCUGGACCUCAGCUUGAACGCACACCGUAGAAUUAGAAAAGACAUAUCGGACAAUCGAUUUUUCUGGAAUCAGUCCCUGCAUCUCCAUCUCAAACAUUACGGAGUGAACUGUGAUGAUUGGCUGCUGAGAUUGAUGUGUGGUGGAGUGGAGAUCCGCACCAUCUACGCUGGACACAAGCAGGCCAAAGCUUGUGUGAUCUCGCGGCUCAGCUCAGAGAGGGCAGGCACACGUUUUAAUGUCCGGGGCACGAAUGAUGACGGGCAGGUGGCCAACUUUGUGGAGACUGAGCAGGUUAUUUUUCUUGACGACAAAGUGUCCUCCUUCAUUCAGAUCCGAGGCUCAAUACCUCUAUUCUGGGAGCAGCCGGGUAUUCAGGUUGGUUCCCAUCGUGUAAAGCUGUCCCGUGGUUUUGAAGCAAAUGCACCAGCUUUUGAGAGACACUUUAGUGCUCUGAGGAGGCUGUAUGGCAAACAGGUGAUCAUCAACCUUCUGAGUAUGAAGGAGGGUGAGAACAUGCUCAGCAAAGCAUUCCAGAGUCACCUGAAAGCUUCGGAACAUGCAAACGCUGUGAAAAUGUUGAACUUUGACUAUCAUCAGAUGGUUAGAGGUGGGAAGACUGAAAAGCUCAGCACUGUUCUAAAACCUCAGAUCAACAAGUUUCUAGAGGAAUGUAGCUUCUUCUACUACUCCGGGGAGGCUGGCAUUCAGAGGUGUCAGACAGGGACCAUUCGUUCCAAUUGUCUGGACUGCUUGGACAGGACAAACAGCGUCCAGGCCUUCAUUGCACUAGAGAUGCUUCCAAAACAGUUGGAGGACAUGGGUCUGACUGAGAAGCCUCAGCUGGUAGCACGCUUUCAGGAGGUCUUCCGCUCCAUGUGGUCCACCAAUGGAGACUCAGUCAGCAAGAUCUACGCAGGCACUGGUGCUCUGGAUGGCAAGGCUAAGCUGAAAGACGGAGCUCGCUCGGUCACAAGAACCAUCCAGAACAACUUCUUUGACAGCUCAAAACAGGAAGCCAUUGACAUCCUGAGGCUGGGCAGCACUCUGAAUAGUGACCUGGCAGAUAAAGCACGAGCCCUCCUCACCACCAGCAGCCUGUAUGUCUCUGAGCCCAUUUUACAGUCAGCAUCUCCCAGAGUCCUGCUUGGUAUGUGUCAGAACCAUUACAAGUACACACGUCCCAAGAAGAUCAGAGUGUGUGUGGGGACAUGGAACGUGAACGGGGGCAAGCAGUUCCGUAGCAUUGCAUUUCGUAACCACACUCUCAAUGACUGGCUAUUGGAUGCACCUAAGAAGGCCGGGCACCCAGAAUUCCAAGACAGUAAAUCCAACCCGGUGGACAUCUUUGCCAUUGGCUUUGAGGAAAUGGUGGAGCUGAAUGCUGGCAAUAUCGUCAGUGCGAGCACCACUAAUCAGAAGCUGUGGGCUGCAGAGCUGCAGAAGAACAUCUCACGAGAUCAGAGAUAUGUGCUAUUGGCUUCUGAGCAGCUGGUGGGGGUGUGUCUGUUCGUCUACAUACGGCCUCAGCAUGCACCUUUCAUCAGGGAUGUUGCUGUGGAUACUGUAAAGACUGGAAUGGGUGGAGCCACUGGUAAUAAAGGAGGUGUGGCCAUCCGCAUGCUCUUCCACACCACCAGUAUCUGCUUUGUAUGCUCUCACUUUGCCGCAGGCCAAUCACAGGUCAAAGAAAGGAAUGACGACUACAACGAGAUUGCACGCAAACUCACCUUCCCCAUGGGUCGUCUGCUGUACUCCCAUGAUUAUGUAUUCUGGUGUGGAGAUUUUAACUACCGGAUAAAUCUGCCAAAUGAAGAGGUGAAAGAACUGAUCAAACAGCAGAACUGGGAUGCACUGAUUGCUGGAGAUCAGCUGGUGGAACAGAAGAAUGCUGGACAGGUUUUCAGGAGCUUUACUGAAGGGAAGCUGGAUUUUGCCCCCACCUACAAAUAUGACCUGUUUUCAGAGGACUACGACACCAGUGAGAAGUGCCGUACACCAGCCUGGACCGACCGUGUGCUCUGGAAGAGACGAAAGUGGAACUUUGAUAAAACUGCUGAAGAGUUGGAGUUAAAUGUAGUAGGAGCUCAAGUGAAUGAGGAAGAUCAGUACCCAUGGAGCCCUGGAGACCUCAAGUACUAUGGCCGAGCAGAACUCAAAACCUCUGAUCAUAGGCCUGUGGUGGCCAUCAUUGAUGUGGACAUACUUGAGGUGGAUCCAGAGGCCAGACAUCAGGUGUAUAAGGACGUGAUCGCCAUGCAGGGUCCACCUGAUGGCACCAUCCUCGUCUCUCUCUGCUCGUCUGGUCCCGAUGACUUCUUUGAUGAUGCUUUGAUUGACGAACUGCUGGACAAGUUUGCUAACUUUGGCGAGGUUAUUCUUAUCAGGUUUGUUGAGGAAAAAAUGUGGGUGACAUUUUUAGAGGGCUACUCAGCUCUGGCUGCUCUCUCCUUGAGUGCCUCCAGUGUGAAUGGAAAGAUCAUAGACGUCCGUUUGAGAAGUCCUGGCUGGAUAAAGUGUCUAGAAGAGGAAAUGAGUGUGGAGAGAAUCUGUGGGAGCAUCCCAACAUCCACCAGCUCCACUUUGCUGGCAGAGAACUCUGACAUGGGAGAAGAGUAUGACAUGGAAGGUGAUGUGGACGAGGAGGUUGAGGAUAUCUUACCCCAGCACUUGCAACCAGGAGCGGGCAUGGAUCUUGGUGCAUCACCCGCCACUUCCCCUCGCAGCAGCCCCUGCCCCUCUCCUACCCAUGGAGAGCCUGCACCCCCCAUCCGGCCCAACAGAGCCACUUCACGCACUGCUGGACCACCACAGGGUUCUCCUGUUGAUAGUCAGCCAGCCGGAGCUCUCUCAUUUCAGGGUCUAGAGCCAAAACGCCCCCCUCCACCACGCCCUAAUGCACCACCAGCUCGACCUGCACCUCCACAGCGCCCACCACCACCCUCAGGAGGGAGAAGUCCUACUCCUGUUAGGAAAGAUUCAGCAGGACAAAAAAGCCCAGCAUUAGCACGGGCAGAUCCUGGUCGAGGUCAGGCCAGUGGAUCAGCCCCUGGAGGUGCACCAAGGCCGAUCCCACCCAGAGCAGGAGUCAUCAGUGUCCCUUCUCAAGCCAGACUCCCUCCUGCUCAUAUUGGGACCCCCAGACCCAUAGCAGAGGUGCAUCCUGGGGCCCCUCGACCCUCACCUGAUAAUCACCCUGGAGCACCACGACCCAUUUCUGAACCCCCAAGCAAACCGUCCGAGCUGCCACUGGGUCCACCACCUACACUGCCAGGUCCCAUGAGACCUCAGAUGACAUCACCCAUGCAGCCCCUGAGUGUGUCUAUAAUGCAGCCUCCGGUCCGAAUGCAACAGCCCUCACCCAUUCAAGCCCAGCUCCCUGCACCAAUGCAGCCCACAUUUCCUGCCGCGGCCCCCCAGGCACACUUGGCUGGAUCUUCUGCCGCCUCUCAGCCCGGACUGGCCUCUCCCAAGCCUCCACCUCGAAGCCGGUCCUCCCACACACUGCCACCUGAGUCUCCACCUACUACUGCUGCUCCUUCAUCUCAGGUCAAGGUCAUGAAUGGAGUCCAAAGAGAAGCACAAUGGAAUCUAGACCCCUUUGACAUGCUUAACACCCAGUCCAUACUCCAGGACACAUCAUUCUCCAUGUCCCUUCCACACUCCUCCAAUUCCUUCACCCCAUCUCCCUACGCUUCCUCUUCUACGUUGCCCAGCUCCCUCUCUCUCUUCUCCUGCUUGCAAAGUCCUCCUUUAGCUGCAGACACCAGCAGUGCUUCAUGUUUUCUGCCUCCACCCGUUCCCUCCCGCAGCAAGUCCCAGGAGACCCUCCGCAUGUCCCCCAAUCCAUUCUUUGCUGAAGCCCAACCCAGACCCAACAGCACCAAUCCCUUCACCAGUGGCUUGCGGUCCUCACAGCACCGAUCGCUCACACCCGAUUUCUGUACCCAACUGACCGAGCCUGGCCUGAACAGGGCGAUGUCUGCUGUGGUUCAGAGUUCAACUCUUCCUCCUUCUUUCUGUAGACAGCAACCCUUGAUUCACGCUGUAGCACCGGCCCCAGCCAAUCGGACCCAGAAGUGGGUCAAGUUUGACGAUGAUUCAGACUUUCUCCGGUUAGGAAAGGUUCAAUCAGGGCCUCCGCUUAUACCGGCAGCCUCAUCUCUUUCCAUCCCUCAACCCCAGAGCAGCUUCUCCAACUCUGGCUUGGGCAUGGACAGCAACUGGGCGUCUCUUUCCACCUCCUCUUUUCCAACAAUCCCCCCUCCGAUCUCAUCAAGGACUAAUACCAGCAUUAAAAAUGCCCAAAACCCUUCCAUAAAUGAAUUCACAGAGAGAUGAUACAGGGUUGAUUAAUGAGCUGAGAGAGUAUGUAAACAUAUGGAGAAAAUAUUAUUGUGUAUCUAUAAUAUGUGUAUGGUUUGUAUAAAAGUGAAAGAUAUCUGAAGUGUUGACCUGUUUGACUGAAAUGAAUUUACCAGGCCCUCUCUUUGCCCAAAGCAGAAAGCAAACUAGGGGGACAUCAACACAGAUCUUAGUGAAUUAGUAUGUUUUAAGAUUUUAGGAUACUGUCUGGGCACCUGUUGAUAUCUGCAUAUUAACCUGCAUAUACACACAUAUGUGUGUACAAUUUUACAGUUUAAUGGCCAGAUUUCAUAUAUUAAGAUUUAUUAUCACAAGCUUCAUAAUUGGGCAAUAAAAACUUCACAUCUCACUUGCAACAAAUCCUAACCGUAAUACAAAUGAGAAAAACCUAGGCUUUUAUAUAUAUAUCAAACGCACAGAUUUAAAGGAAUAUUCUGGGUUCAACACAAGUGGAGCUCAAUCGACAGCAUUUGUGGCAUAAUAUUAAUUACCAGAAAUAUAUUUUCAAAUCGUCCGUUGUUUAUUUAAAAAAGAAAAACAGUGAGGUGCUUACAAUGGAAGUGUAUGUGGCCAAUCCAUAAACAUUCAAAUACACAAAAGGUAUAGCCACAAGAUGUAAACAUUAUAUGUGUUAACAUGAUUUUAUUGUAAUAAAUUGCUUCCUAAUCUUACCAGUGUAAAGUUAUAUCCAAUUUGACAACUUUGUUGCAAUGAUGACGCAUCACAAGUAAAGCUUAUGAGCAUUUUAGAAAGUAAAAUCAUGUUAACACAUGUAAUGUUUACAUCUUGUGGCUAUACUUUUGAAACUGUGUCUAUUUUAAUGUUUUUGUGCUGGCCCCAUUCAAUUACAUUGAAAGUGUACAGCAAUUUUGUACCGUCUUUUAAUAAAGGAGGCGAGAAUAUUUUCUUUGGUAAUCAACAUUAUACUACAAAUGCUGUCGAUUGAGCUUAACUUAUAUUGAACCCGGAACAUUCCUUUAAAAUGCCUGGCUGUCCGACCUGUUCUAUGCCAUCAUGGCAACAGUUAAAGUGGGCUUGACCGUGAGCUGAGGUCAGAUAUUUUUGUCAUUAAUCUUAUUAUGAAUGUAUCUUUCACCUGUUUCUAUUGCCUAUGUUUAGAUAGUUGUUAAAACACUCUGUGUGCACAGUACAUAGAUGUAUGUUGCUGUGCUUUACUGGAAAGUUCAAUUGUGGGUCUGGUUUAUCUGGGUGUUCACAACCCCACCCCAACUGUGCUUGUGCUUGGCUGUCUACGUUGUAAAAAUAUAUCUUCUAUACACAUUCAUGGUGAUUCUAUAUGUCUUCCUAGUGGGACAAAUGUAAACUGGUUAUGAAUUGUGUUUAUAUUUGCAGCAUAUACAUGCCAUAUCUAAAGUGCUCAGAAGAGCUCUGUCCUUUAGGCUUUUAUUCACAGGAUGAAGCCAAAGUGUGAGAUAUUGGGGUUGUGGACAGUGGAGAGCAUAUCUGUUUCAUAGGCAUGAGGGCAUUAGCCGCCCCUCUUAUUUAUCAACCCUGAUAUACAUAUGUGCUUUCAGUUCAUCUGAUCCAAAGCUCACAACAGACCUGCUGUAUUUAACUAAUGUGUUGUGUGUGUCUUAUUUGGUGGGUUCCUCCAUUAGGGAUCCUGGCUUUCUUUUGUGCAAUGGACGUGUACUUAUUCGCUCAAUGAAAUCAUACUUUUUCAUUUCAAUGGACAGGUUCUUGAUAAAUCUAUUUAUUGUUAUGUGGAUGAAUACUGUGCUGUGUUUUGGAGUGCACUGUCGGUUUACGUGUACUAGCUGUUUGUGUGAGUGUGCUUGCGAGUUUGCGUUGUCAUGUGGAAGAAUUCAAACAUGUUUGUUACAAGUCAGCUGACCCCGGAGUCAUUAAAACAUUCAGUCGCCAUGCUGUUUUAAAAGUAACAUUCUGUACGUCCUUUAAAGGUUUCAGCCUCAUAAUUCUUUCGGUCAUAGCCAUGUUGAUUGUUUAGCAUACCAGACUGUAAUGGUGCAUUAUGGUUGAACGAUCAGCCCUCAGCACUGUUUUUGUGUAACGAGUCAUUUUUCUUAUGUUCGUCUCGCAGUUUUAUGUGCAGGUUGUAUCAUUGUGCCGCAAGGGCAUAAUGAAGUCAUUUAAUCAGGGUAAAAGUGUGAGUGUUUCAGUGGCAACAGUAUUUUACUUGUUUACAUUUAGGUAAAACUUUAACAUCAAACGUUGAGUUUUCAAAAGUAUUACAGAUUUACUGUAUCUUUGAUCAUCACAGCACUAAAAAGGUUGAGAACAUAGGUCCUCUAUUUGGGGUUUUGUUGUGGAUGGGUCAGAAGAUAUUGUGAAUUAAUGCAAUGAGUUAACCAUUCCAAAUUGAAUUCCAAAGCACUAACUGUGAACAUCACUUGAAUUCAGACAGGUAUCCAGCCAUGGAUGGUAUAAAUGUGUUCAGGUGUUCUGUAUGUAAUGAAAGCAUCUCAUCCUAUAAUCUGGUUUUAUAGAAAUGAACUCCUUUUGUUAAGCUAACGUUCCUUUGUAGCUUUAGCCCAGUAGUGAACAAAAGUCUGUGGUAUUAACCAUAUUAUAUGUAUGUAUACACAAACCACAAAACUGCAAUUCAGUCAUUUAAGUGCAUAUCAAAGGUGCACAUUUAUGUAUGGAGCAAUUGAUGUUGUAUGUAUGCAAUAAUAAAUGUAAUUCAAUA